CUGGAGCACUUGAAGACGCCCGACAAUGACCACGACCGCAAGGGGCCGCCCAGGGAUGACCCCACCAAGGCGAAGACGAAAAAAGUGUCCCGCUCCGACAGCUUCCCCGAGGCGGAGAAGGAGGCCAUCCUGCAAAGGGUCGAGCAGGGCAGAGCCGUGGCGGCGCUGGUGCCCAACGGCACCAGGCUCUACUGCUUCCGGGGGCCCGAGGGCAUGGCAGCCCACGCGGUGGGCCAGAUCUACUGGCAGCCCUGGGACAGCGUCGCGCAGAAGACGAAGCACGAGUUGGAGGACGGGAAGAAGUACUACAGCGACUUCGACUGCAGGGAGGAGGGCGACGGGGACCUCGCCUGCACCCGCGGGAAUUGGGGCAAGCAGCCGCGUACCUUUCAGCGCUUCUUCAAGCGGGUGUCCUACCACCUCUUCUUCUCCACGCACAAGGCCUCCGUGAAGUCCAAGGAGCAGGCCCUGAACGAGCACUGGCUCCUCAGCGAAAUGUACCGGCGCAGCUUCGCCCAGGCGGCUGCGGUGCCGCGGCAGGCGGUGGGCGCGGGUGCCCCGCGCCGGUGCUGGUGGCUGGUCGUGCUGGUGGUCUUGCUGGUGGUCGUGCUGGUGGUCGUGCUGGUGCUUGUGCUGGUGGUCGUGCUGGCGGUCGUGUUGGUGGCCGUUCUGGUGGAGGUGCUGGUGGUCGUGCUGGUGAUCGUGCUGGUGAUCCUGGUGAACGUUUACGUGAUGCUGGAGGUCGAGGUUCCAGUCGGGGUCUUGCAGGAGCUCCUUCAGGGCCUCAUCAGGUUGGAGAUCAUGAACGUCGCGUUGCCCCAGUUGGUGGGGAGCUGGAUCUUGUCCAUGUGCCCAGCCACCUUGACGUGGGCCUCGACGGAGUGCCUGACCACCGUAGACGGGCUUGCUACGACAUGCCACGCGAGGCACCCGCAGGGCAGCCGCGGAGCGAUGGCCCCAAUGCUCUCGAAGCCGCCGCGGCCGCCUCCGGGCACCCCGCGCGAGGCAGCGGAGCUGGCCGCCCGCAAGGCGCGCCCCGUGCUGGACACGUUCCUCAAGGUCCUUCAGACCACCAUACAAAGCAGCGCCGCGACGGUAGACGAAGCUGCGCGGCUCUUCCAGGGCCUGGGCCCGCUCGUGGACGGUUGCGUCAAGGGGUCCGUGCGGCUCCUGGAGGCGGUGUGCUGCUUCGACUUCCGCAGGUACGUGCGCGGGCCCGCACGGCCCAGGCUGCUGGACUCACUCGCGCCCCUCCUUGUCCUGAUGCUGAUCUCGGUGCUUUACAACGCCUUCGUGUUCUCGUACAUGCCAGCGGCCGGGAUCGCGUUCUCGAGCCCAACGAGCAUGGUGUUCCAUGCGUUCAUUUUCCUGGCGCUGUCCAGCUACGUGCAGGCGGCGCGGACGGACCCCGGAGGCGUUCCCGUGACGAAGGAGUGGCGAUCUUACGGCCAGCCUCCGCCGCACGUGCGCGAGCGGAAGCGCGGGACAGACCAGGCACGUUGGUGCCAGAAGUCGGAAGUUUACAAGCCCGACAGGGCUCACUACAGUACGGCCAUGCAGCGUGUUGUUCUCAAGUAUGACCACCAUUGCCCAUGGCUGGGGACGUCGAUCGGCUUCCAGAACUACAAGUUCUUCUUCCUGUUCAUGCUCUAUGCGUCGGGCGCGUGUGCAACCUUCAAUGUGAACAUCAUCCAGCUGCUCGUCCACGCGACCCUGCCUGCCCUGGACACGUUUGUGCUGCUCGGCGCAGAGAGCUUGACACUCGUCCUCACCUCGAUCCUCGUGCCAUUCACCCUGUUCCACGCGUGGCUCAUAUCUCACAACAUGACAACCUGCGAGUUCUACGAAGAGCGGGACGCCAACACAGAGGAGGGCUCGAGCGAAACGGUGUUUGGCGAGUUCGUUGACCUCUUUCGUUUUGAUCUCGUUUUGCAGCAAAGGCGGAAUGAGGUCAGAACGAGGGAGAACGAACACAAGACGAAGACGACCGAACACGGCUUAGCUCGAGCCCUGAAACGGAGGAGCCAUACCCGUACGACCGGGGGCUCUUCAGCAACGUCUGCUCCUCCUUGGGCGCCAACCCGCUGCUGUGGCCAUUCCCUGUCGUGGGGCCGCCGGGCGACGGCCUGUCCUUCCAGAGGGCCUCCGACUGGGUCGUCCAUGGCCCGCCCAGCCACGACGGCCCGGAGAGCGAAAGAUCCCUGA
Molecule: messenger RNA, 2205 nt
Organism: Prorocentrum cordatum
Lineage: Eukaryota; Dinophyceae; Prorocentrales; Prorocentraceae
Source: the annotation of a GenBank genome assembly